Molecule: messenger RNA, 2475 nt
Organism: Phaeoacremonium minimum UCRPA7
Lineage: Eukaryota; Fungi; Ascomycota; Sordariomycetes; Togniniales; Togniniaceae
Product: putative glycoside hydrolase family 63 protein
Exons: 3
Coding region: 1-2475 (824 amino acids)
Biological process (GO): oligosaccharide metabolic process; protein N-linked glycosylation
Cellular component (GO): endoplasmic reticulum membrane
Molecular function (GO): Glc3Man9GlcNAc2 oligosaccharide glucosidase activity
Source: RefSeq, a predicted model, not a curated record
AUGGCGGUCCUUCGCCAAUUGACCGCGCUGGUCACUUUUCUUGUCUUCAGCGUCUUCUGCGCCCAGGGACUUGCAGCUGGAGCUGCAGACGAGGAAUCCAUUCUGAAUAGUGAGAUUGGGCGAUCAAACAACCAGAGCUUGCUAUGGGGCCCUUACCGACCGAACCUCUACUUCGGAAUCCGGCCCAGGAUACCCAAGAGUCUAAUGACCGGGCUGAUGUGGGCAAAGGUCGACAACUACCAGGAAGUCCAGAACAGCAUUCGAUACACCUGCGAGCAGCAUGAGGGCAUGGCGGGAUAUGGCUGGGAUGAAUAUGAUACACGGAAGGGCGGCGUACAGACGAUCCACGAUGCUGGCAACAAUAUCGACAUCACGACGUCUUUUGUCAAGAUCCCUGGCGGCGCGCAUGGAGGCAGCUGGGCUGCCAGAAUCAAGGGAGAACCAAGAGCCGAUGGGCCUUCCGAUCUGAAGACAACCGUCAUAUUCUACGUCUCACAGGACGAGGGGCUUGGUAGUAGCCUAGCUGCUUAUGAAUCUGAGGACCCGCUAGGAUAUGAUGGGGAUCUCGCUUUGGAGGGACAAUCUCAGUCCUUGGGAAAGUACAAGCUCGUGGUAACCAAGGGCACAGGCGAUCAUCCCAUGAGUGACCAUGAGUUAUCGGAGCAGCGCGACUUGGGGAAGACUGUGAUCCAGUCUGUGACUGUUCCCGAGGAUUUUGUCUGGCAGGCGAAGCCCAUUCUAUUCCGACAGCUCAAGGAAGGCGUCGACUAUAUUAUGGAGAACUAUGACCCCAAUCAGCCGCCACCACCGUGGCAGGUAUAUCAGCUCACGAACAAGCCUGGUAUGGGAAAUGUGCACAUGAUUCAGAAGAUGUUCGAGGGUCCUUUCGAGUUCGAUAUUCUUUACUCUAGUCAUUCGGCUGGUAAGGAAGUCACGAGCGAGGACUUGACCCGAGAGAUUCAGUCGACUACCGAAUCAUUUGGAGAGCGCUUCUCAAACGUCUUUGCUCCCAAGGCUCCUUUCACUGCCGAGAAGUACAAGAAAUUUGGUAGGAGCAUGUUCUCAAACUUAAUUGGCGGUAUCGGCUAUUUCUAUGGCCACUCUGUUGUGGAUCGGUCCUAUGCCCCUGAAUAUGAAGAGGAAAACGAGGGUUUCUGGGAGGAGGCGGCUGAGGCACGGGCCCGAAAGCAGGAGAAGCUUGAGGGUCCUUAUGAGCUCUUCUCCAGCAUCCCAUCAAGGCCCUUCUUCCCUCGAGGGUUUCUGUGGGAUGAAGGAUUCCACCUCAUGCCGAUUGCGGACUGGGACAUAGAUCUUACUCUUGAGAUCGUGAAGAGCUGGUUCAACCUAAUGGAUGAAGACGGCUGGAUCGCUAGGGAGCAAAUCCUGGGACCAGAGGCUCGAAGCAAGGUUCCGGAAGAGUUCCAAGUCCAAUAUCCACAUUAUGCCAACCCACCAACACUGUUCUUAGUCAUUGACGAAUUUGUUUCACGACUUCAGAGGAUGAACGGUAGUAUGCCAUCAGAGAAAGAGAAGCUCUCACAAGGCGUCUCUCUAUCUACGGCUCAUCUCGACAAUCCUACAGUUGGCCUUGAUUAUCUUCGUCGGUUGUACCCAUUUCUUCGCCGCCAGUUUGACUGGUUCAAGAAGACCCAGUAUGGUGAUAUCAAGUCCUAUGAUCGAGAGGCUUUUUCAAAGAAGGAAGCCUAUAGAUGGCGUGGCAGAACCGAGCGACACGUUCUGACUAGUGGGCUUGAUGAUUAUCCACGAGCACAGCCACCCCAUCCGGGUGAGCUUCACGUUGAUCUCAUGUCAUGGGUUGGAUUGAUGACGAAGUCCCUCAUCAACAUCGCCGGCGCUCUUGAUCGACCCGACGAAGUCGAAGAGUUCAAAAAGGUUCUCAACGCGAUUGAGCACAACCUUGACGACCUGCACUGGUCAGAGAAAGAUGGCUGCUAUUGUGACGCGACCAUCGAUGAUUUCGAGGAGCACUCACUAGUGUGCCACAAAGGAUAUAUCUCCUUGUUCCCUUUUCUGACUGGCUUGUUGAAGCCCGAUAGCCCGAAGCUGGGCAAGAUAUUGAGCCUCAUUGGCGACGAGGAGGAGCUAUGGAGUCCUCACGGUAUCCGAAGUUUAAGCCGGAAAGACGACUUGUACGGCACGGAUGAGAAUUACUGGCGUAGUCCAGUAUGGAUGAACAUCAACUAUCUCGCGGUCACGCAGCUAUACAAUCUUGCCAAGCAAAACGGACCGCACCAAAAGCAGGCAAAGGACCUGUACACACGGCUGCGCAAGAAUUUGGUAGACACCGUUUUCAAGAGCUGGGAGGAAACCGGCUUCGCCUGGGAACAAUAUAACCCAGAGACUGGUCAAGGUCAAAGGACGCAGCACUUUACAGGCUGGACGAGUCUCGUGGUCAAGAUUAUGGCAAUGGAUAAUCUCAGUGGUGGUUCUGAGCACCUGAAAGAUGAGCUGUGA